Messenger RNA from Prunus avium (sweet cherry), 799 nucleotides. Lineage: Eukaryota; Viridiplantae; Streptophyta; Magnoliopsida; Rosales; Rosaceae. The record is from RefSeq and is a predicted model, not a curated record.
AUCAUCAGAAGCUGCAGCUCUUGAAAAUCUCGAGGGACUUAUCAAGGAUACCAUAAGAGCUAGAGCUUUUGAAUCACAGAGUAGUUCUUCUAUUACCAUAUCCAAGUUUGAAUACGACUAUCUGACUGGACGUGCAGCUGGGGCUGAAGAAAUUGCCGAUAAAAAGGCGGCAGCAGCUCAGGCAUGGAUUGAAGCUCUGAAGGCCAGUGAGAAGGAAAUAUUGAUAAAGAUAGACCUAUCUCUUAGAGAUCUCAAAGAGAUGAGAGUGCAGGAAGAGCAAGUGACCUAUAGAGCAGAAAGACAGGUUUCUAGAAAGAGGAGGGUUGAGGGAGAAUUACAGAACUUGGGACAAAAGCGGGAGAGAAAUGCAGUACACGGAAACCGACAACAAGCACAGCCUAGAAAAUCCAUGAAAAGUAAUGGAAGCUUGACUCCAUCCAGGCGAGCUAAGUUUAGAAAAUCUGCUUCCCCUGGAGCUCGGAAUACUUUCCCAAUCCAGAAGAAAAAAAAGGUAAUGCCUAAUCUGGCCAAGAUUUUUAGUGGUAAGAAAAUUGCCAAAGAAGUGUGAGCUAUUUGAAGUUUACUACAUACUCAUUGGCCAAGUGAAUCUAGUCUAUCAAAUGAAUAAAUUACACUCACAUAGUUUGAGAUUUGGGAGCUUGUAGCUUUGCUUUUUUCAAAUAAGUACUGCUCCAUUAGCUUUUGACUUACCGCAGGCGUGUGAGAUAGAUGUCCGAGUGUAUAGCUGUGGGCUUAGAGAGUGGCAAAUUCAUGUAUGUAAUUGUAUGUUGAAUGCUUU